Molecule: messenger RNA, 3583 nt
Organism: Dromiciops gliroides (monito del monte)
Lineage: Eukaryota; Metazoa; Chordata; Mammalia; Microbiotheria; Microbiotheriidae
Gene: CRY2
Product: cryptochrome circadian regulator 2
Exons: 12
Coding region: 1-1869 (622 amino acids)
Biological process (GO): circadian regulation of gene expression; negative regulation of DNA-templated transcription; entrainment of circadian clock by photoperiod
Cellular component (GO): cytoplasm; nucleus
Molecular function (GO): FAD binding; DNA binding
Source: RefSeq, a predicted model, not a curated record
AUGGCGGCGACGAUUGUGGUGACUGUGACGGCUGCGUCUGCGGUCCCGGCCCCCGCCCUGGCUCCGGCUCCUACCCCGACCCCGACCCCGACCCCGACCCCGACCCCGACCCCGACCCCGACCCCGACCCCGGCUCCGGAGGAAGGAGCCUCUUCGGUGCACUGGUUCCGCAAGGGGCUUAGACUCCAUGACAACCCCGCACUGCAGGCGGCCUUGCGUGGGGCGCGCUGUGUGCGAUGUGUCUACAUCCUCGACCCCUGGUUCGCCGCCUCGUCCUCCGUGGGCAUCAACCGCUGGAGGUUCCUCCUCCAGUCCCUGGAAGAUUUGGACAUCAGCUUAAGGAAAUUGAACUCUCGCCUCUUUGUGGUCCGAGGACAGCCAACCGAUGUGUUCCCAAGACUCUUCAAGGAAUGGGGUGUGACCCGCCUGACCUUCGAAUAUGACUCGGAGCCCUUUGGGAAGGAACGGGACGCAGCUAUUGUGAAGAUGGCCAAGGAGGCCGGUGUGGAGGUGGUAACAGAAAACUCACACACCCUCUAUGACCUGGACAGGAUCAUUGAGCUGAACGGGCAGAAACCACCCCUCACCUACAAGCGCUUUCAGGCCAUCAUCAGCCGCAUGGAGCUGCCCAAAAAGCCGGUGAGCUGUGUGACGAGCCAGCAGAUGGAGCGAUGCCAAGCUGAGAUCCGGGAGAACCAUGAUGACGCCUACGGUGUGCCCUCCCUGGAGGAGCUCGGGUUCCCCACUGAUGGACUCGGCCCAGCUGUUUGGCAGGGAGGGGAGACGGAAGCUCUGGCCCGACUGGACAAGCACUUGGAAAGGAAGGCCUGGGUUGCCAACUACGAGAGACCGAGGAUGAAUGCCACCUCCCUGCUGGCCAGCCCAACAGGUCUCAGCCCCUAUCUGCGCUUUGGGUGCCUCUCCUGCCGCCUCUUCUACUACCGCCUCUGGGAGCUGUAUAAGAAGGUCAAGAGGAAUAACAGCCCACCGCUGUCUCUGUAUGGGCAGCUCCUUUGGCGAGAGUUUUUCUACACCGCGGCCACCAACAACCCCAAGUUUGACCGGAUGGAGGGGAACCCGAUCUGCAUCCAGAUCCCCUGGGACCGCAACCCUGAAGCCCUGGCCAAGUGGGCAGAGGGCAAAACCGGCUUCCCUUGGAUCGAUGCCAUCAUGACCCAGCUUCGGCAGGAGGGUUGGAUCCACCACCUGGCCAGGCACGCGGUGGCCUGCUUCCUGACCCGCGGGGACCUCUGGGUCAGCUGGGAGAGUGGGGUCCGGGUGUUCGACGAGCUGCUCCUCGACGCUGAUUUCAGCGUGAAUGCAGGCAGCUGGAUGUGGCUGUCCUGCAGCGCCUUCUUCCAACAGUUCUUCCACUGCUACUGCCCUGUGGGCUUCGGCCGACGGACAGACCCUAGCGGAGACUACGUCAGGCGCUACCUACCCCAGCUGAAAGGAUUCCCCUCCCGCUACAUCUACGAGCCCUGGAAUGCCCCCGAGUCUGUGCAGAAGGCAGCCAAGUGCAUCAUCGGGGUGGAUUACCCCAAGCCCAUCGUCAACCACGCGGAGACCAGCCGGCUGAACAUCGAGCGCAUGAAGCAGAUCUACCAGCAGCUUUCCCGAUACCGAGGCCUCUGUUUACUGGCCUCUGUCCCGUCCUGCAUGGAAGACCUCAGCACCCCCAUGGCGGAGGUGAGCGUGGGCCAGGCCAGCAGUGUCAGCGGCGCAGGCCCAAAGGCCCUGCCCUGCGGCCCAGCAUCCCCCAAACGCAAACUGGACACCACAGAGGAGGCGUCUGGAGAGGAGCACAGCAAACGGGCCCGGGGCAUGGCAGCGUUGUCCAUAGCAGAGCUGGCUGUCAAAGACGCGUGAGCGUGAGGGCGCCGGGACGGGAACGGGCUGCAAAGCUGAGCAGAUGCAGAAGAAUGGGCACAGACUGGCGGCAAUGGCAGCAGAACCACAGACUGUGGGGAAAUCGAGUCCCCUAAGAAGAGUGUGUGUGUGUGUGUGUGUGUGUGUGUGUGUGUAUGUGAGAGAGAGACAUGUGUGGUGAGGAGAGGGGUGGGACCUGAUGCGUGGAUGUGCCCUGUAAGCCUUGGUGCCCCUCGACCUGGGCCGAGCUCUCCAACCCCACAAGCCCAGAGGCCAACUGAGGGGCCCCAGAGCAGGUGACAGCCUUGCCAAGAUGCCAGCCGACACCUCCUUCCUCCCUCCUUGGAUCAGGACAGUUGGGCCGUGGUGCUGUAGCCAGGGAGGGGGCUGGGUGCUGGCCAGGCCCCGCACUUGUCCAGCUUUGCCCAGGCCCUGCUGUCCUGUGGUGGAGCACUUGGAAGCUCAUGCUCAGGGCAGGAUUAAGCACCUGACUACACAUGGCAUCGUUGGGGGAUUUGGCCACAGGCCAGACCUGCCUCAGCCUGCCCUGCCUUGCCCUGCUCUCCAGGGACUCUGCCUCCGACUGGGUGCAGAGAUUAAACUCUCUUAUAGCUGAGGCAGCUUAAAGGGGCACCAGGCUUCAGAGAAUAGAAGUCUCCUUCAACCACCAGCAGGAUGAAUUCUUGUGGUAGCACCCCACCCACCCCACCCACUGAGGAGGGGUCAUCAGCCCGGCCGACUCCUCCUCUGCUACUUUGAACACCAAAGUGGUGGCCAGGGGAAAUCAGCUGAGGGGAGGCACCUCAGCAUGCCAGCCCUGCCUGGCAAGAGAGGACAGGCCCUGAGUUGUAGGAGUAUCCAUCCAGUGGCCUCCUUCUGGUAUUCCCCCAGCCUGCUUCCUCUUCUUCCCUGACAGGGUUAAAGGCCUCCCUUGGGCUAGGUCAGAAGCCAGUGUGGAAUAAAACCUGGAGUAGACCUGGCAAAGUCUUCCUUCCUGUGCUGGGCCUUCAUGGGGCUGCAGAAAGGAAGCGUGUGUGCCUGUGUGUGUUUUCUGGGCCUCACUGUGUAGCUUACUUGGCUCCAUACACUGUCCCCAGCUGGCCUUCCUGGCCCUCCCCCACAGCUUUGGGGUCACCUGGCCACCUUCCCGAAACAACCUCAGACUCCUGUCCAAAGGGCCCCCUCACCACCCAGCUGUUUGGUACCUUUCUUGUUUCCUCUAGAAAUGUACUUUGUCCAGGGGCUGGGGGUGUGCAGAGAGUAAGGAGCAGUGGGGAGUGGGGGGCACAGACUGGCCUAACUUUGUGUGGGCCAGAGCACAUGGAAGGAGAGGGGGCCGGGCUGGUGUCGAGCAGCCCAUCAGAUAACUGCUGGUUCCCUCCCCCAUCUCCUACCCCUCCCCCCCAAAGAAGGCAAAACCUCAGUCCUCCGCCCCCACCCCUUCCGUAAUUUAUUGGCGGUUGUGGCCCGUCCUGAGUCUAAGUGCAGUUGAGCCGGAGGAUCUUCUCCAGGCCUGGAUUUGCCCGCAUCCCUUCACUACCUUACACUGGCCUCUGGGCCCCCGCACAAAGCUUUCCCCAAGAGCACAAGGAUUCAGCAGUGGGCCCAGUGCCCUUUGUACAGAGACUUCAGAAGCUGCUUUCCAUUGUCUGAACGGUGUGUUGGUUCUCUCCCAUGGUCUGCCUGUAAAAUACACUUUUGUUUUAUAAACGUC